UCAGUCAGUCGUCGAUGUACCGCCUCCGAAGGUACGCGAGCCCAAAGAUACAAUAAGAUUGAGACAAAGGAAGACGAUAUUUUUCCCCUUCUUUUGCUUCUUCGAUAUCACAGAAGCGUCCGGAAACUGUCGGCCAGCAUGCGUCCUCGCGAUCUCGUUCUUUCGUUGAUCUCGAUCGGUUGCUUCUCCAUGUCGACGACGGCCUUCGAGCCGUAGGAAUUGGCUCUCAAUAUCUCGCCGAAGCUGAUCAGCAUCAUCUGGAAUACGUACCGGCAAGAUCUGCCGGACAAGUGGGGAAUGCGGCAUCCGAAGGUUGAAACACCGCGAGCGCCGUUGAGAAAGGCGCCGAAAGAGAACAAAUUCUCGCCGGGCGGCGAGUGGGAUGUGUACGAGUGGGAUAAGUACGUGGACAAAUAUUUCGGCGCUGCGAAGAUGAAAUCGGUGGAGAACGAAGGGAAGAAGAGCGGAGUGCUGGAUGACGUUGCAAGGCGUCGCACGAUUUUCGAAAACAAGAAUAUUAUCAUACCACCCACAUAUUGUCCGGAAGGAGAACAGGAAGACAGUAAAGGAAUCUGCAGGGAAUACAUACCGAGCUAAAGUACGAGCCAACGUUGAGGAGGCGUACAAGUGAAUGACCAAUUCACACCGUUUCUCAGCACCACUUCCAUAGGACUCUAAUGUACCGGAAAAUGUAACGAACCGUUCCAUUUUAAAAAUAAAACAAUGUCGCUGGA
This is a messenger RNA of Dinoponera quadriceps, 734 nucleotides long. RefSeq lists its product as uncharacterized. NCBI's taxonomy places the organism in Eukaryota, Metazoa, Arthropoda, Insecta, Hymenoptera, Formicidae. Bases 298 to 597 code for a protein of 99 amino acids. The record is from RefSeq and is a predicted model, not a curated record. The transcript is spliced from 3 exons.